AUGUUGAGCUACUAUAUCCCUCACCGCUUUCUGUUAGCAAACUGUGCCAUGUGUCAACGGUGCAGAUUCUCAAUGGCAGGCGCUCCUAGACGCCAAAUUCACACAGCGCCGCCUCACCAGCAGCAGAGGCUACUGCCCAUGGUCCGCAAACUCGUUGUCCCUGACGCAAUGAACUGCAAUCCGAGCUGA
Molecule: messenger RNA, 189 nt
Organism: Microbotryum saponariae
Lineage: Eukaryota; Fungi; Basidiomycota; Microbotryomycetes; Microbotryales; Microbotryaceae
Source: the annotation of a GenBank genome assembly